GUGAUUUGUGGGGAUUAUUGGUAUUGUUGUUGCAGCACUAUGUGUUAGUGCUGCUGGUGGUGUUGCGCAGCAUGUCAUUGUUGGAUUAUUGGGAUACUAAGCGUCCUUUGGCGAAACGCAGAAAAAUCACUGAGGAUAGUGGGCCUGUGAAUGCGGGCGAGGAGAAAGACAGUCCUGAUGAGUUGGAUAGUCCGUUGAUUGAGACAGAUACACCAUUGUCUGAUCGACGAGACGGUUAUCAUACCCUGGAUGAAGUUGGGGAAGAGGCUGAGAAUGAUGCUGAAAUCCCGUCGAACAGCCAGACCGAACUCGAGUCGUCCCUCCCUGCCGUUCAGGCGGACAAUCGCGCAAUCGAGGAAUAUGAAUCUUCCCGUAUCGUGGACGACGAGCCGGACCUACAGCAGAGGCUGAGGAAUGGCACAUGGAGGAAGGGGAGGAGUUCCAUCUACGUGGACGCGUUCAAUCUCGCGCUGGAAACUGUGCUGGAUGAGGAGGCGCAUUUGUUCGAUGCAGCGGAGAUGGAGGUGUUCAGGCAGUGGCGAGAAUUGGACUACGAGGCUCAAUAUCUAUACGUGCGUCUCUUCCUCCGCAAAACCUCUGCAUGGCACCGCAUCGAUCGACUAGGAUACUACUCGGAUAUUGCAGACAUGCCCCGAGUAGUCGCCGAAUUGCGUCGCGCUCGCAAGCUUCCAUCGUCUACGGAUGAAAGUUCCCCAGACAUCGACGCCGUUCCUGUUGACACAGACUUCGUCUUGGGCCUGGAUGGUGUAUUCAGCUUCGCCGAGGAGAUAGACCAAAUAACCACUCUGGAAGAAGCAUCAUCCCUAUUACUCCUCGACGAGCUGAAAACGCUCGCAAAGGAAGCCAAAGUACAAGGGAAGAGUAAAUCAGAGCUCAUCACAGCCCUUCACCGGUCCAGCCAGAACCAAACCGGCCUGAACUGGAGCAAAACCCCCAGCAACAACAGUAACAGCAACAACAACAGAACCAACCACUUCAUCCAAAAAAUCCUCGACCACUCAGGCGACUGCAUCCGACUCACCUCCGGCCCCCGCGCCCUCUUCGAACGAGUCCACCUCGUCUUCUACCGCUCCACCGAAUGGUCCGAGAAAUCCCUCACGACCAUCAUCCUGGCCAAAAUCUCCCGGCGCAACUUCCCCUCCUACGUCGUCUGUCGAACCAACUCCAUCUUCCCAUCACGAGCCACCCUCCUCGAAUUCGAAUCCGCCCUCCGCACCCAAUACCAAAUCGACACCAUCCUCGAAUUCAACGGAACCCCCACCAUCUCCCUCCUCACCCAAAUCAAAGACCUCGCCUACAAAGUCUACCCUCGAUGGAAAACUCUCCUGCAUCAAGAACAACGCAAAGAAGACACCAUCUACGACUGCGGCGAGGGGGCCUACCUCCGCCGCUUCUCCCCAGCAUGGGUCUACACCCGCAUCAUCCACAAGGGCCUGCACCCACUCGGCCGCUUCAAAGAACACGCCGAAGAACACAGACUCCUCUCUGAACUCCUCGCCCAACGCCUCUUCCACCCCGCUCGCCGCGGCGCCUGGUACCAGCGUAAAGCUCUCCUCGAAGAACAUUACCUCUGGGCCCUCACACCAUUCGAUAACCGCAAUGAAGAAUCCCAGCGUAAGCACUGGCGUCGUAUCGCCUUACAGACCUGCGAAACAGGCCUCCAGGACCCAGACUGCCAUCUCAUCUACCAUUACAAUCUCCAGAAACGGAUCACGAAGCUCGAAAAAGCCCUCAAGGUGGUCAAACGCGAACAGCACGACUUCGGACACGUCAUGCUCACUAAACCAAUUACACAUACCAUCCAAGGUAUCCAAAUCGAACGCGACGACCCCGAACCCGUCUCCAAACGAGGCCGUCCUACCAUCUGGCUCGAUGAACGAGAUGGUAGCGAAUGCAGAGUAGAAAGUAUGUGUCUGAGUUGGUAUAGAGAUCGUGGUUGGAAGGGUUAUCACUCCGAGGGUGGUAUCAUUCGAACAUUAUUCACCUACCUCCUCUACGACAUCCUCUUCACCCCCUACCCCAACAUCUUCCAAACGCCCUACCAAACCUGUCCUCUGGACCUCCACACCGACACAUUCUACCCGACACGUCUCAGCGCCAUAAACCACCGAUUGGUGGAAAUCGCCAACGGGGGCGCAGAAUCCCUCCUGAGAGAUGUCCAUGCUCGCGAAUCACCUCGCCAGCCAUGCGCGAUUGGUCUCGAUUGGUCGUUUCCGUUGGAGGAUCUGGUGCAGAUUGUGAGAUGUUUUGGAGGGGAGAGGUUGGCGGUUGUUUGUAGGGUUUUGGCCCAGGAGUAUGCGGUUAGGGGGGGUGGGGUGCCGGAUUUGAUGCUUUGGAGGUGUUUUGGAGGUGAUGGGGAGGUGAUGUUUGUAGAGGUCAAGUCGGCGAAUGAUCGGUUGAGUGAUUCGCAACGGUUGUGGAUUCAUGUUCUAACUGCUACGGGGGUGAGGGUUGAGGUUUGUAAUGUCGUUGCGAGGGAGGUUAGACGG
Aspergillus sclerotioniger CBS 115572 is the source of this 2510-nucleotide messenger RNA. Its product is annotated as fanconi-associated nuclease 1. NCBI's taxonomy places the organism in Eukaryota, Fungi, Ascomycota, Eurotiomycetes, Eurotiales, Aspergillaceae. The transcript is spliced from 4 exons. Gene Ontology annotation, biological process: interstrand cross-link repair. The annotation marks the transcript as partial. Gene Ontology annotation, cellular component: nucleus. Gene Ontology annotation, molecular function: flap-structured DNA binding; 5'-flap endonuclease activity; 5'-3' exonuclease activity. The record is from RefSeq and is a predicted model, not a curated record.